GCGCCUGGCCGAGGGGGAGACAAGAUGGCGGCGCCGGGCGAGUUCUUCAGCGUGGGCAGUCUCGUGUCCUGCCGCACGUGCCAAGAGCAGCGGCUGCAGGGGGAGGUCGUGGCCUUCGACUACCCCAGCAAGAUGCUGGCCAUCAAAUGCCCCUCGUCCAGCGGGAAGCCAAACCACGCGGACAUCCUGCUGGUGAACCUGCAGUACGUGUCCGAGGUGGAGAUCCUGAGCGACCGCAGCGACACCCCCCCCCCGCUGGCCUCCCUCAACGUCAGCAAGCUCGCCACCAAAGCGCGGACGGAGAAGGAGGAGAAGCUGAGCCAGGCCUAUGCCAUCAGCGCCGGCGUCUCCCUGGAGGGGCAGCAGCUGUUCCAGACCAUCCACAAGACCAUCAAGGACUGUAAAUGGCAGGACAAGAACAUCGUGGUCAUGGAGGAAGUGGUCAUUGCCCCCCCGUACCAGGUGGAGAACUGCAAAGGGAAGGAGGGCAGUGCCCUGAGCCACGUGCGCAAGAUCGUGGAGAAGCACUUCCGGGACGUGGAGAGCCAGAAGGUGCUGCAGCAGCAGCGUUCCCAAGCGCCGCAGCCACAGAAGGAGACCCCAUUGUCCUCCUGAGACCCCAUCAUGGAUCCCACUUUGUUUUCCCGUUGUGAUUCCCGGGGGAGCUCAUCCCAUUCCCAGCACCCGAGAGCAGAGCCCCCC
Melopsittacus undulatus (budgerigar) is the source of this 702-nucleotide messenger RNA. It is a transcript of the gene LSM12, whose product is annotated as LSM12 homolog. Gene Ontology annotation, molecular function: RNA binding. The transcript is spliced from 5 exons. The record is from RefSeq and is a predicted model, not a curated record. NCBI's taxonomy places the organism in Eukaryota, Metazoa, Chordata, Aves, Psittaciformes, Psittaculidae. The coding region runs from base 25 to 615 and encodes 196 amino acids.